GAAUUUCUUUAAUCGUUAAAUUCUGGUAGUUUAUUUGAAAGAUGAGGAAUUACUGUUUUUCUGUAGUUAUUUUCGUAACAAUUCUGACACUUUCUUAUGCUAAACGACCGUUUCGAGAUCGACCACCGUUAGUGGCAUUAACAAAGACUGGCAUUUCGAUGUUCGACAGCGGAACUUUGAAAGAACAUGUAUUAUAUACAAAAAGUCACAGGAAAAGUUCUUUAGGAUCUUUUGAUAUUCAUUAUGAAAAACGAAUGGUUCUUUGGACAGAAAAUGUGUUUCUAGAUUCUGGACUCUACAGCCACGAAAUACGAUCAGCAAUAAUAUCAAAUGGGACAUUUUCUGAAAUAAAAACCAUACAUUCUGGCGGCUGGGCAACAGGGAUAGCUGUAGAUUGGAUAAAUAAUAAAUGCUACUUUAGUAGUUUUUUUACAAGCGAUAUGUUUGUCAUUAAUCUUGAUGGGACAGAGAAGAAGCUUUUCGCACGUGUUGAAAAUAAGUUUCGUGAUGACCAUCCAUUCCAAAUCGACCCAAUUAACAGGUGGAUAUAUUUCGUGGCUGACAAUCAAGGCUUGGCAGGUGAAGAUAUAUUUGAAAGAGUACAUUUAGACAACGAUAGAGAAAACAGACAGACUUUAGAUGCUGAUACAUGUCAGAGAAGUCAGUACGAGUACUGUACAUUAACAUUUGCAGUAGAUCAUAAUACAGGGAGAGUAUACUGGAUGGACUUCUAUAGUUCAGUGAUAUUCAGUAUGAAUGCUAAUAGGAAAAUCAGGCGAAAACAUAGGUUUUCAAGAUAUGAACUAACAAGACAAAAUUGGUAUUCCAACAGAAUGUAUUAUACAAUUGAUAAAUGGAUUGAAAUCGCCUACAAGGGAAACGUUUAUUGUACGACAAGGGUACGAGAGAAGAAAAAGAACAAGAUUUUCCGCUUGAACACCAAGAACAACAAGAUUAUUUCUUUGCCACUGGGCGUUCGAGUUAAACAUUUCAGAAUUUUCCACAGUUCUUCUCAACCAAAUAAUAAGAUGUGAAACUUUAGGAAAAUACUCAAGAUCUUACUUGAUCAUAUUUCGAUUAAGAUUCAUGAACUAUCUUCUAUCUUCUGUCUAAUUUCAAAAGUUAGUAGUUAUGCUAUUUAAAUUAAAGGAUUCACAUUAUUUUCUAUUAUUAAUCGAAAUUUG
Mytilus trossulus (common blue mussel) is the source of this 1184-nucleotide messenger RNA. RefSeq lists its product as uncharacterized. Gene Ontology annotation, biological process: canonical Wnt signaling pathway. Gene Ontology annotation, molecular function: Wnt receptor activity; Wnt-protein binding. Bases 42 to 1034 code for a protein of 330 amino acids. The transcript has 6 exons. The record is from RefSeq and is a predicted model, not a curated record. NCBI's taxonomy places the organism in Eukaryota, Metazoa, Mollusca, Bivalvia, Mytilida, Mytilidae.